AAUGAUAUUGUUUUCUUAUAGGCCUAAGCUUUAUGUCAUUUCUCUUCUAGCGUUAUUUGGCUUUGUAUAUUACCAAUUUUUGACUCUAAGAGCAUACCCAUUGGCAUGUUUAGGACCGAAUGCGAGGACCGUCACUUCUGGUUGGCAGUCAAAUCAAUCUUUCUUGGGUACAAGUUUCGGUUUGAUGUUGAAGAUGGCCAUGGUACCCAUGCUGUAACUGGUUCAUGGGCUGCUGAGUGUGGUUAUACCAUGACGCUGGAUUUGUCCGGAGACUUGGUUUUACGAGCAUCUUACCUGGCCUGCCAUGUUGAAAACCAGGCGGACUCUGAAUUCCACCUGCUGGUGUGGUUUGUAAAUCAGGAUGUGAAUGGUGAGGAGACCUCUUAUCCACUCUUGCUCACCUGCCCUCUGAAAGAGCCCUGGAGCCCCAGAGAGAUUGUCUGUGAGGAAAACUACAUGGAGGUGUCUGUGCGUAAACCCAUUCCCCCUGAUCAAGAGGGCACAGAAUGGAUGAACCCUGCUCCAGUGGGCGCUGAGGAGGGUCUAAGUGAGUGGAGGGUUGUGUUCCAUGUGCCCGUGGUCAGUCAGGAGAGCGGAGAGACCAUGGCCAUGAGGGAGGAGACUGUGCCCGUGGGCAUGGCCCACCUGCUGGGACUUCACAUCAACAGCACGGGGUCACGCGUGCUCCUGCGGUGCCCCUACGGCGUCAGACUGUCCUACCCCAUACAGGUGAAUGGGAUUGAGAUGGAGCUGGUCAGUGCUACUGUGCUGUACAGGCACCAAUGGACACUACUCAGAGUGGAUACUUCAGUGGCGUGCACCACACGCAAGGCCUCACUGGAGGGGACACACGUUAUGUGGUCUUUCCCCUCGGUCCUGUCUCCUUUGGUGCAGCUCCCAGUCACAGACAGAGAGGUGCGAGUCGGUGUGGAGGGCCAGUACCUCAGCAGCUGCCUGGCCCAGCAGUGGGGCUAUCAGAUCCAGGAAGUGAAUGGAACAGUGGAAAUAAGGGUCCCGUUUGGUGCCGAAGGAGGAUUGUUGAAGAGCCAUGUGAGUAACAAUGAAUACUUCCAGUCCUACUUCCUGGACCUGUUCUACCUGCACGAGUGGAAGAACGCCCAGGGGUCCCUGACACAGCAGCGCACCUUUAGGCCAGUGUUCAUCCUACGCCUGCCUCGGACACCCAGAGUCAUCAACAGUACCAUCGUCUCUGAGGGUGUGUUCUCCGUGGCUCUGGGUGUGUUCCCACCCGACGUGUCCCUGGUCAACGUCACUGUAGCGGGACAGACCGUGUCCGUGUCUGAAGCAGGUAGCCUGGGACUCCAGCUCUCUCACAUCCCUUUCCCGAAUGGAACUCACGCCUACUUACUGCAGGUCCCCUUCUCCCACCCUCUCGUCUCCCAGCAGUAUUUGGGCGAUGGGGGCAGGAGGUAUUCGCUCUCGGUGAUCUUCUCCCUGCUGGUGUCACCUGAGGCUGACCUGUAUCACCAUCCUGCAGCAGUGGAGACUGACCUGCAGGAUGUGGUGUUGCCCAACAUAGAAGGACAAUGCACACAGCGGGGAGUGGAGUUGCUGUUGCAUUAUGGGAAUAUGGACACAGACUGGGCAAUGUAUAUGGGGGGUCAGAGGCUGGACUGGGAGCUAGUGCAGCUAGCAGGCUUCAGCUUAGUGGCAGAGAAAGAUCAGCUCAGUGUGGAUGUGCCCCUGUAUAGUCAAGGGAUGACCUAUGAGGGUCUUGGGAUGGAGGGUUUGCUGGUCAGUGCGGAGCUGACUCUAGUGCACCCUGACACAGGAGAGGACAUCACUUACAGACAACACUGUGUUUUCCCUGUGCAGGAGUUGCUGGUUUGUUUGCCAGAUGGAAGGGUAGUGGUUUUGAUUGACACAUCAGAUGUGUUCCCAUCCAUUGACCCUAAAUGGACCUCCCUUCUGAACCCAACCUGCCGACCCCUGGAGACUAACGAGAGCCGAGCUUUAUUUAGCUUCAGCAUAGAAACCUGUGGCACCAUCAAAACUCUGAAAGAUGGCCGGCGGAGCUACUACAAUGAAGUGAGAUACAUGCCGCCAUAUCAGCCUCAUCUGAAGCCUCCUGGCAGCCACCACCUCAACUUCAGGGUCCCUGUUGAAUGUGUUCAUCCUGCCAAAGGCACACACACCCUGAGCAUCUUCCAGUCUCAGAGCAACACUACUCCUGCAGCCGCCCGCUCCAGGAGGCCUCGCCUACACCGCAUGGCUGGGCACUGGAAAUGGCCCUUCCUCAUGGGACAAAAAAAGCAAAAGGACAUUAUUGAAAGUGGUGGAUGACGGUGCAGUUGUUUCUGUUGUCUGAGGUGAAAUUCCUGUUACCUGCAACAGCUGCCAUGGCGCUGGGGUCAGAUCCAUGCAUUCCCACAAGAAGGCCUUGCUCCCAUGGCAACGAUCACAUGGGAGCGCAGUAAAACUAAUACAACUUUUCAUUUAUUUUUUUUAUUUUUUUGCAUCAUAAACCUGACAUUCUAUUCUGUGUAUUUUUGAAUGCCUUUAUUUACAUAUUUGAGUAAUACAAAUAA
Messenger RNA from Alosa alosa (allis shad), 2549 nucleotides. RefSeq lists its product as uncharacterized. Lineage: Eukaryota; Metazoa; Chordata; Actinopteri; Clupeiformes; Clupeidae. Bases 106 to 2304 code for a protein of 732 amino acids. The transcript is spliced from 18 exons. The record is from RefSeq and is a predicted model, not a curated record.